UACAGCUGACAACGAAAACAAAGAAAGGCAUGGCUUUCCUCCCACUUUCUAUUUAGAGAAAAAUCAAACAUUCACUGUAUUCACUGUUUAUUCAGUUCACACACUACAUUUCGAAGGCACAUAUACAUCUAAAGGCACACUUAGAGAGGGUGAAUUGGUGACUGGACUGUGAGAUAUUAUAAUAAAGAAGAACACUAAAGAGAAAAAAGGAAUCAAGAAACUCUGUAGACAACUGAUGGUCUCUCCACCUUGUGAUUGCUGGACCCUCCUCUACUAUGCUCAAUCUCAUCAAGCUACCUCAAGUGUUCACCAUCAACCAAGUUCCUAAAGUCUUCCAUGAGGAUGGCAUCAUUUCAGGGUAUCGCCACCCAUGCAGCUCUGCCAAAGACUGUGUGCUUAGUCUUUUCCAGUUAACAAAUGAAACCCUCAAUAUUUGGACUCAUUUUCUGCCUACAUGGUUUUUCUUAUGGAAACUGACAGUAGUACUAGUGCAGGAUGACUUGCAGGAUCCUUUCACCUGGCCCUUGCUGGUAUUCCUUUUGUCAUGCUGCGUGUACCCACUCGCUUCCAGCUGUGCUCAUACUUUCAGUACCAUGUCAGAGAGGGCCAGGCACAUCUGCUUCUUCUUUGAUUAUGGAGCACUCAGCUUCUAUAGCCUUGGUUCUGCCAUCACCUACUCUUAUUACUCAUUUCCAGAUAAAUGGGUCAAUAGCACAUUUCACAAAUACUAUGUUCCUAUAGCUGUUGUCAAUUCUGUUUUUUCCACUGCACUGGCCUGCUACUCAAGACUGGGUUUACCAUUUUUUCAGUAUAAUUAUCACAGCAUUAAAAGUUGUUCUGGAAAAUUAGAUCAGAAACUCAGUAAAUGUCUACGGAUAAUCGCCUUUGUCUAUCCAUAUCUCUUUGACAACAUCCCUCUCUUUUAUAGAAUCUUUGUGUGCACUGGAGAGGGUUGCACUGUUAAUGAAGCCAAUACUGUUCACUAUCAGCACACAUCAUUGGCUGUCCUCACUGGCUUUCUUUUUGCCACACACCUGCCUGAACGCUUGGCUCCUGGCAGUUUUGACUACAUAGGUCACAGUCAUCAGCUCUUUCACGUGUUCGCUAUUAUUGGCACAUAUUUCCAGAUGACCGCCAUUGAACUUGACAUGGCUGCACGGAAGCAGUGGCUUCAUGCUCAUUUUCCACCAGUCACCCUUUCAGACACUGUGGGAGCGGCACUCUUUAGUGUGGUCUGCGGCCUUUGUAUAGUAUAUGGCUUCAGUCUGGCACUUUUCUCCACUUGAGGUGUAAAGGACAAAUUAAUUUGAAUUGUGACAUUUGAUUAGGUUACACCGGGCAGCUAAGUUAAUUUCCCUUAAAGGGGUCAUAUGAUGCUUUAAUGUAAAAAAAAAAAACACACAUUCUUUUUCAAAUACUGUACAUUAUUGUAAGUCCUCUAUGCCCCACCUCUCUCAAACACUUAGUAGUCGUUUUCUACAAAGUCCCUCCUUCUAACAAGAGCAGUCUGCUCUGAUUGGCCAACUGACCCAGAGCAUUGUGAUUGGCUGAACACCGCAAGCACAGGUCGGUAAUUUAAUGAUCCUUUCCAUAAUCGCGAGCUUGUUCUUACAAAAUAAAUUUAAUGACAGUUAAUAAUGACCUUAGAUUUACCAUCAGGUUAAGCCUGAAAGGGGAACAGAGUCGCGUGACAGACACAGUGAUGAAGCUUGUAUGUGUUUGCAGUACACAAGCCACAGACGGUUAAGACAGCUCGCUCUCUCUCUCUCUCUCUCUCUCUCUCUCUCUCUCUCUCUCUCUCUCUCUCUCUCACACACACACACACACACACACACACACACACACACGUGAUGUGCAAAACUUUGCAUUGGAACAUUCAAUAGCAAAUACUUAAACUAAUAAGUAAACAUACUUACAGUAGCUGAUUCAGAAGAACCAGAUUGUCAUUGCAAUGUCAGAAUGACCUCCUCUCAUAGGUCCAUGAAAAUGCGUUGCUGUUCUUUUGUAAGUAAUCUUAAAGAUUCCUAAAUGCAUCUUGUGUCGGAAGGCCAAAUAAAGUGCAUUUGCUUUCACCUAGAUACACACAGCAUCUCUCUGACAGGGCUGCUUUAAAACUAACUGCAGUUACUGAAACCAUGCCUUCUUUCUUUGCAUGAACAUUUUGGCAGCAUUACGCGAAUAUUUCCAUAUAGUGAUGUGGACAUGUGUGUGCGUGUUAGAACGAGCCGUUUUAGGGAGCAUGGCAAAGUCUUAACUUUUUAGAGAAUAUCUUUUUGGAUUUGAGACUUUAGUCUUUGCAACUUUACAGGUCUUCUUUAUGCACCAAGAGCUUGUAACACUCCAAAGAGAAAGGAAAAAUGUAAACCGCAUCAUAUGACCCAUUUAAAACUAUAUAUUGUAUAUAUUGUAGCCAUAUGAUCAGUGGCAACAGUUUCAUUAAGAUUUUAUGUAAACUGGAAGAGUACAAGACUGUAUAAUUUGAUUAUUUUGUAUGUUUGAUUUAUGUUUUUUGUAAUGAGUGUGUCAUUUGUUUUCUCUGCUUCUUAUCACAUGCUUAACAUUUGCACAAUUUCAAAGCAAAUUUCCACGUUUUUGAAGCACAUGAAUCAAACUAUAUUAUCGUUUUUACAAGUGACUUUUUAUAAUCAGUCUUUUUGAAAACUGUAAAACCUUCUGUGUACAAUUUUUCUUUCUUAUAAAUAAAUCUUGUAAAAAUGACAACAUUUUACAAAUGAACUGAA
Molecule: messenger RNA, 2741 nt
Organism: Carassius gibelio (silver crucian carp)
Lineage: Eukaryota; Metazoa; Chordata; Actinopteri; Cypriniformes; Cyprinidae
Gene: paqr5a
Product: progestin and adipoQ receptor family member Va
Exons: 9
Coding region: 276-1286 (336 amino acids)
Cellular component (GO): membrane
Molecular function (GO): signaling receptor activity
Source: RefSeq, a predicted model, not a curated record